Oppiella nova is the source of this 1131-nucleotide messenger RNA. The record is from the annotation of a GenBank genome assembly. Lineage: Eukaryota; Metazoa; Arthropoda; Arachnida; Sarcoptiformes; Oppiidae.
AUGACUGAAAUAUUCAGAGGACAGACACCCGAAGACAUCGACAAUAAAUGUCUUACCAUUUGUGCCAAAUAUUUAGAGGGCGUUUGGAAGACAAUUACCAUCAAUGGGUUGGAUAUCAACCGAAUUAGCGGCGGAUUUACGAAUCAAUUAUUUCAUUGCCGUCUAAAAGACAACAUUCAAGUGAAUGGUAACGAACCAAAGGAUGUAUUCAUACGAUUAUAUGGCCCCAAAUGGGUUAAGUCAAGUGAGCCAGGUAGCGAACGAUUACUAGAUGCCAUAAUCAACGUAUUGGCCUCGGAGUACAAUUUGGGACCAAAAGUGUACGGAAUUUUCGAUGAAGGGAUUCUUGGAGAAUAUAUUCAUGGUCAUCACAUGAGUAUUGAAGACCAAAAGAAUCCAAUUCUGGUCAAAGAAUUUGCCCAAAAAUUAGCAAAAUUUCAUUCAUUGAAUGUUCCGACGGCUCGAGACCUCAAUCGUUACAAAAAGAUAUUUUACGACUUCUAUGACGGCAUCUAUAAAAGGACACCAAAUUUGGAUCAAAUAUUCAAAGAGAUUAACGCAAAGAAUUUUCUUGAGUGUGAUAUCAAAGAGGAGAACCAAUGGCUCCAUAAAUGCAUUGAAGCCAUAAAGUCUCCGAUAGUGUACUCACACAACGAUAUAUUCACCGGAAAUAUAUUAGUGAACAAUAAAAUAGACGAUAAAAGUGCUAAUAAUGUAAUUCUCAUCGAUUUUGAGUAUUCCGGACACUUCUAUCGGGGCUCCGAUUUAGGCUUCUUUGUCAAUGAGUUCGGCCGAUCCAGCAAUUGGUUGGACAGACAGGAUGUGCCACUCGCUCAUGACAUAUGGAUUCAAAUGUUUUUAACACAUUAUUUGAAUGAAUCCAUUGAAAUACACGGAAAGGAGUUCGCGGAUAGAGUCGAGAAUUCAAUGCAAUACUUAUUAAGAGAAACGAAAUUGUUUUCAUUAAUCGCCGAAAUGUUUAUCAUUUUCUUUAUGCUAUACACUAAUGAGUCGCCCGAUUGUACUGAUCGACGAGAAUAUUUGAAAAAGUUGGAUGUCUUUUACGGCCGAUAUAUUAAACGCCGGCAACAGUUUGAAAAGGAGGGUAUCGUUCCCCUCUCCAGGCAUUAA